ACUUCUAAUUCUGUGCCUACGUUAAACAAUUUAGUGUCGGCACUGCGAAAGACUGUGAACGAUUUGGGGUAAUUUGGAACGAGUUAAACGAGUGCAGGGAGUAUUUCGUCAGUACGAGGGUUCCGUUUUAGUUCUGUUCAUAAUAUUUUAGUAUUUAGAGAAACUUUACAGAUUUGCUCGUCAAAUGCGUUGACUACGGCCGUGAAACCCCAAAUUGCACCACGACUAGAUCUGUAGCUUUUAUUUCGCGGUUUACUUGUACGAGACUCGGUACAUAAAUCAAACCUGCAAGAGUUUGAACGGGCACGUGAGAGGUGUCCACAACAUUGCGCUUCCUGGUGAGAAACCUCAAUUAGUUCAUUUCUGUGCCAUACGAUGACCGAGUCCAGUGACUUGGAUCGGCAAAUCGAACAGCUGAAGAAAUGCGAAAUUAUCAAGGAGGCAGAGGUCAAAGCUUUAUGUGCUAAGGCACGGGAGAUUCUCAUUGAAGAGAGCAAUGUACAACGUGUUGAUUCACCUGUGACAGUUUGUGGAGAUAUCCAUGGACAAUUUUAUGAUUUAAAGGAAUUGUUCAAAGUAGGUGGAGAUGUGCCGGAAACAAAUUAUCUUUUUAUGGGAGAUUUUGUAGACAGAGGCUUUUAUAGUGUCGAAACAUUUCUUCUUCUUCUUGCGCUAAAGGUUCGUUAUCCGGAUAGAAUUACAUUGAUAAGAGGAAAUCAUGAAUCCCGACAAAUAACACAGGUUUAUGGAUUUUAUGAUGAGUGCUUACGUAAAUAUGGCAGUAUAACAGUAUGGCGAUACUGCACGGAGAUAUUUGACUACCUAUCGUUAUCUGCUAUCAUUGAUGGCAAGAUUUUCUGUGUUCAUGGUGGAUUGUCACCUAGUAUCCAGACUCUGGAUCAAAUUCGGACUAUAGAUAGAAAACAAGAAGUUCCUCAUGAUGGGCCAAUGUGUGAUUUAUUAUGGUCUGAUCCUGAAGACACCCAAGGCUGGGGUGUGUCGCCACGUGGUGCCGGUUAUCUUUUCGGCAGCGACGUGGUAGCGCAAUUUAACUCAGCCAACGAUAUUGAUAUGAUAUGCAGAGCUCAUCAAUUGGUGAUGGAAGGUUACAAAUGGCACUUCAACGAGACUGUGCUGACUGUUUGGUCUGCACCAAAUUACUGCUACAGAUGCGGCAACGUGGCAGCAAUAUUGGAAUUAAACGAACAUCUUCAAAGAGAUUUUACGAUAUUCGAAGCGGCGCCGCAGGAAAGUCGCGGCAUACCCAGCAAGAAGCCGCAAGCAGAUUACUUUUUAUAAAUGAGUAUUGUAGAGUACAAAAAUCAUCAAAAUCGCAUUGAAUUGAUUUCCAAUUUUAAUUUUCUUUAUCUCUCUGUCUCCAAACAGUUUGUAUCACAAUCAUGAAGAAGACUAACAGACGGCUUGCUGUUAUUUUUUAUGGCAACAUGAUUUAUAUUGAGUCGUUAAUGAUAAUCGUAUAAGAUUAUGUGGAUAGAACUGCGACGGUAUAUGUAAAAGGAACUGAUGUAAAAUAAAAUAAAAUUUGUCUCGAUUUAGAAA
Linepithema humile (Argentine ant) is the source of this 1560-nucleotide messenger RNA. RefSeq names its product protein phosphatase 19C (gene Pp4-19C). NCBI's taxonomy places the organism in Eukaryota, Metazoa, Arthropoda, Insecta, Hymenoptera, Formicidae. Gene Ontology annotation, cellular component: nucleus; cytoplasm. Gene Ontology annotation, molecular function: protein serine/threonine phosphatase activity. The record is from RefSeq and is a predicted model, not a curated record. Gene Ontology annotation, biological process: double-strand break repair via homologous recombination.